This is a messenger RNA of Styela clava, 925 nucleotides long. The record is from RefSeq and is a predicted model, not a curated record. NCBI's taxonomy places the organism in Eukaryota, Metazoa, Chordata, Ascidiacea, Stolidobranchia, Styelidae.
UUGAAAAAAAGCGGACGUAACGACCACAUCCUUUCAAGCAUACAUAACAGCGGUUGAUAGUCAGCGUUUUAUCCUAAGCGUCUGGCCUUGGAAACGUUUAUCAGACAUGAUUUCUGAAUUACUCGGCAUUUAGCGUUAGCUAGGCAGCUAGUUAGCUCCUCAACCAUCGAUUAGGAUAGAAUCCACCAAUGCGGUAGUCACCUGUGCUUCAUUAUGGAAGAUUUUUCAAUUUGGAGAAAAGUAAUAGGAUGGGCCAUAUUGUGGUAUACUUCAUAUAGAUUUGUGAAGAGAUUUAACAGCACAAAAUGCCCGGAGUACAGCUGUCGAAUUAUAACAGUUAUUCAUGCAAUUUUAAUCACUGUGAUCAACUGCAAGCUUUUGUUUUUCUCAGGGACAUGGCCGUUUGAUAUGUUAGGCCUGCCGAAUAAUCCAAUUGAAAUUGAUAUUAUUUCUGUCUCAUUAGGAUAUUUCUUUUAUGAUUUUAUAUGGUGCCUCCAUUAUAACACAGAAGGACCAAUCAUGCUUAUUCAUCAUAUGAUCAGCAUAGUGACAAUGUCCAUCAGCUUAUGGAUGGGGGUGUCGGGAGUUGAAGUUUUAGCAACGAUCUUUGGAAGUGAAAUUUCAACAAUAUUUUUGGAUCUACGAUGGUUCAUUAAAUACUAUAAGAUGCAUGAUACAACUGUUGGAAUAACAAAUGAUAUUUUAUUUGUUCUUUUAUUCGUUGGAUUUCGAAUAUUUCUUGGAGGAUACCUCGCAUACUGUGAACUUCUUUCACCGGCACCCAUCAUUAUGAAGCUCGGUGGUUCAUGCAUGUACUUAGUCAACUGUAUAUUUCUGUUCCAAGUUCUAUCAUUUGCAAGGUAAGUCAAUUUCUUGUUUCUCCCCCAGCAAUCAAUGUUCAGUCUUCUUUCAUUAAGUGUCACAA